GCUCCACACGCACAGACGCACACACACAGACAGAGGCAGCACGGCAGCGCCCGGGAUAACAUGAUUAUCGCUCCAUUAGCUCCUCCGCCGAGCAGCGGCUGUAGAUGCGCAGGGAUCACAGCGGGGGAGAGAGGGUGAGACACCGGGGGGAGACUUGACGCCUCAUCUUGCCCAUGGAUCCGCUCCGCGUCUGGAUCUGCGUAAAGAAGUUACCCGCUCUCUGCGCCUUAAUGCCCGUGCGUCUCUGGCACUGGAGAGGCUGCGUACCCGCUUGUUUCCUCAGACUGAAACAUAAUUAGAGCUUCUCCUUGUGGAGGCAGCAGUGCACGAUGAAAGAGAAACAUCCAGCCGGAGAAGCCUAACAGGAGUGAUUCAGACGCUUCCCGUCUCUGCUGCUGCUCUGAGCUACGAGCUCUGUGCUUCCUGGUGGAUGAUAUUUUAUUAACCUCAGCUGAACUCACUUAGAAGAAGUGGGCCGACCUGCUCCGAUGGAGUUUAUCAACGACACCAACCAGACUCUUCCAGAGGUGGCCCAGUACAGCCUCCACAUGUCCCUGCCGCUCACCGUGCUGGUGGGGAUGAUGAUCCUGCUCACAGUGUUCGGUAAUGUGCUGGUGGUCAUAGCUGUGUUUACAAGCCGGGCCCUGAGGGCUCCUCAGAACUUGUUCCUGGUGUCCCUGGCGUCAGCGGACAUUUUGGUGGCCACCCUGGUGAUGCCCUUCUCCUUGGCCAAUGAGCUUAUGGGAUACUGGUACUUUGGCGAGGUGUGGUGCGAAAUCUAUCUGGCACUCGAUGUUCUGCUCUGCACUGCCUCUAUCGCCCACCUCUGUGCCAUCAGCUUAGACCGCUACUGGUCCAUCACACAGGCCAUCGAGUACAACCUGAAGAGGACGCCGCGCCGCAUCAAGUGCAUCAUCUUCAUCGUGUGGGUCAUUGCGGCAGUUAUCUCUUUCCCGCCACUCAUCACCAUGGAGAAAGAAAACAGGCAGGAGGACCCCGUGUGUAAGAUAAACAAUGAUAAGUGGUACGUCAUCUCCUCCUGCAUCGGCUCCUUCUUCCUCCCUUGCGUCAUCAUGGUGCUGGUCUAUGUGCGGAUCUACCAGAUCGCCAAGAAGCGGACGCGGGCGCCUCCAGGAGACAGGAAGCGGAAGGUUAUGCUGAAAAUGGGCCCCAUCGCUGCUGUCGACCCGAAGGAGAACGGCGUAGGAGCUGAGGACCACGAAAACCUAAACGGCAAGAGGGACAUCGAGCUGAAGGAGGGAGUGGAAGGAGAAGAAGGGCCAGACGAGGAGAAAGAGGACGUGAACGGGGUGGACAUCGAGGAGUCGUCUUCUUCUGAGCACAAAGUGAACAACCCCUGCUCGAUCAAAAAGAAAUCGUCCAAGGGGAAAACCAAACUGAGCCAAAUCAAACCGGGUGAGGAGGGCCAUGUCCAAAAGCGGAGGCAGAGCACCAAAGGCAGCCGCUGGAAGGGCCGCCAGAACCGGGAGAAACGGUUCACCUUCGUCCUAGCCGUGGUCAUCGGAGGGUUUGUCAUCUGCUGGUUUCCCUUCUUCUUUACCUACAUGCUGAUGACCUUGUGCGAGUCCUGCCCCGUGCCUGACACCCUGUUUAAGUUCUUCUUCUGGUUCGGUUACUGCAACAGCGCGCUGAAUCCCAUCAUCUACACCAUCUUCAACAAUGACUUCAGGAGGUCGUUCAAAAAGAUCCUGUGCAGGAGGGACACGAGAAGAUACGUAUGACGGACUCCAUCUUUGUGUACAUACCUCUUUUUGUUACUAUGUUGUACAUUAAUCAUAAAGUGUCUUGUACAUAGAUCACUGACUCAUGAACGCUCUAUAGGUGUAACUGCUUGAAAAGGCUUCCACAGGACUUUACAUGCAGCGUCUUCUUUUCAAAACAUCCACCGCCCACAGCUUCCACAUGACCACACGGAGAGAAGGACCCAGUGAAGCCAUGCUUUUAUUUAAACGUUAUUUUUAUUUUUAUAAAACCAACAAAGUGAUAUGUGUUGUAUUUUUAACGACAGUAUGUUGUGCAAAAUGAACUGUUUCGAUAUUUGUCUCUAUUUUGAGGAUGAUGAUGAAAGUGAUGAUGAUGGUGAUGAUGACUCUUUAAAGAAUAAAACCCAUUUCAUCAACUGGUCCCAGCACUCCAAACCCUGCUAAAGCA
Molecule: messenger RNA, 2172 nt
Organism: Pleuronectes platessa (European plaice)
Lineage: Eukaryota; Metazoa; Chordata; Actinopteri; Pleuronectiformes; Pleuronectidae
Gene: adra2a
Product: adrenoceptor alpha 2A
Exons: 2
Coding region: 489-1742 (417 amino acids)
Biological process (GO): adenylate cyclase-activating adrenergic receptor signaling pathway
Cellular component (GO): membrane
Molecular function (GO): adrenergic receptor activity
Source: RefSeq, a predicted model, not a curated record